Messenger RNA from Acanthopagrus latus (yellowfin seabream), 1897 nucleotides. Its product is annotated as cytochrome P450 11B, mitochondrial. The transcript has 9 exons. Lineage: Eukaryota; Metazoa; Chordata; Actinopteri; Spariformes; Sparidae. Gene Ontology annotation, biological process: cortisol metabolic process; cellular response to peptide hormone stimulus; C21-steroid hormone biosynthetic process. Gene Ontology annotation, cellular component: mitochondrial inner membrane. Bases 47 to 1618 code for a protein of 523 amino acids. Gene Ontology annotation, molecular function: heme binding; iron ion binding; oxidoreductase activity, acting on paired donors, with incorporation or reduction of molecular oxygen. The record is from RefSeq and is a predicted model, not a curated record.
AGACGACGGCGAGGGGUGUCACAAGUCUGGAUGAGACCGUUUGAUCAUGAGGAGCAUGACCAGCCGAGUGACUGUGGGCAUCAGGGUACAUGGCGCCUGUGGGUCCAGAAAUCGGCUCUGUGGUGUCGCCCCACAGCGAGCUCUUUGCAUGGCUGCAGCGGGGACGGUGGUGGAUGGAAAGUUAGAGGGGAGGAAAGGAGCUGAGAGUGCAGGAGUCAGAAAGAGGGGUGUGGACGGGCGGGUGAGGAGCUUUGACGAGAUCCCUCACACGGGGAGGAACGGCUGGGUCAACCUGAUGAAGUUCUGGAGAGAGGAUCGUUUCCGGCAGCUCCACAAGCACAUGGAGAGGACCUUCAACACCCUCGGCCCCAUUUACAGGGAGCACGUGGGCACCCAAAGCAGUGUGAACAUCAUGUUGCCACCUGACAUCAGUGAGCUGUUUCGUUCCGAGGGCCUCCACCCCCGACGGAUGACCCUGCAGCCCUGGGCAACGCACAGAGAGACACGGCAGCACAGCAAGGGAGUCUUCCUGAAGAAUGGUGAAGAAUGGCGAGCUGACCGUCUACUGCUCAACAAAGAGGUGAUGAUGAGUGCCGCCGUGAAGCGCUUUCUCCCCCUGCUUGAUGAGGUGGCGAGGGAUUUCUGUCGAAUGCUGCGGGCUAAAGUGGAGAGGGAGGGACGAGGCGAGGAGGGGAGACGGAGCCUGACCAUGGAUCCCAGUCCUGACCUGUUCCGCUUUGCACUGGAAGCCAGCUGCCAUGUGAUCUACGGGGAGCGUAUUGGUCUUUUCUCCUCAUCUCCCUCCCUGGAGUCCCAGAAGUUCAUCUGGGCCGUGGAGCGAAUGCUGGCAACCACCCCUCCCCUCCUUUACCUGCCCCCCCGCCUGCUGCUCCGCAUCGGGGCUCCCCUGUGGACUCAGCACGCCAGUGCAUGGGACCACAUCUUCACCCACGCGGAGGCGAGGAUCCAGAGGGGGUACCAGCGACUGUCUUCUUCCCAAGGUCGAGGGGCUGAGGCUGGGGCCGCUGGAGGCCGGUACACUGGGGUCCUGGGCCAACUCAUGGAGAAAGGGCAGCUAUCACUGGACCUUAUCAAAGCCAACAUCACUGAGCUGAUGGCCGGAGGCGUCGACACGACAGCCGUGCCCCUGCAGUUCGCUCUGUUUGAGCUGGGCCGUAACCCGGAGGUGCAGGAGAGGGUGAGGCAGCAGGUGAGGGUGUCAUGGGCUCAGGCAGGUGGUGACCCUCAGAAAGCCCUGCAAGGGGCGCCGCUGCUGAAAGGCACAGUCAAGGAGACUCUCAGGUUAUAUCCUGUAGGAACCACAGUGCAGCGUUAUCCAAUCAAAGACAUCGUUCUCCAGAAUUAUCACAUACCUGCUGGGACGAUGGUCCAGGCUUGUCUUUACCCUCUGGGCAGGAGUGCAGAGGUGUUUGAGGACCCACUGAGCUUCAACCCCGAGCGAUGGAGCAGCAGCAGCGAGGAGGGCCAGAGAGGAGACAGGACGGGGUUUCGCUCCCUGGCAUUCGGGUUCGGAGCGAGGCAGUGUGUCGGGAGGAGGAUCGCCGAGAACGAGCUGCAGCUCCUGCUCAUGCAUGUGUGUGACAGCAGGUCCUGCUGAGCUUCCAUCUCAGCGUGUCGUCCACCGAGGACAUCAGCACCACGUGCACCCUCAUCCUCCAGCCCGAGACUCCGCCGAGGAUCACUUUCAGCAAGCUCUGACGCACGCACUCAGAGACCAGAGUCGUGCUUUCAACAUCUUUACGUCUUUAAUCGCACAAUUCAGCCCGCGUCAAUCUCCCCAACAUAACCCCCAGAUGAUACUCUCCUGAGCUGUUAUUCUGGCUCCCUCAUUCAGAGCAAGACUUCAUAAUGCUGAUGAAUAAAGGAUCAUUCCCUC